Messenger RNA from Pelobates fuscus (common spadefoot toad), 2011 nucleotides. RefSeq names its product T-box transcription factor 22 (gene TBX22). Gene Ontology annotation, biological process: cell fate specification; regulation of transcription by RNA polymerase II; positive regulation of DNA-templated transcription. Lineage: Eukaryota; Metazoa; Chordata; Amphibia; Anura; Pelobatidae. Bases 117 to 1628 code for a protein of 503 amino acids. The record is from RefSeq and is a predicted model, not a curated record. Gene Ontology annotation, molecular function: RNA polymerase II cis-regulatory region sequence-specific DNA binding; DNA-binding transcription factor activity, RNA polymerase II-specific. Gene Ontology annotation, cellular component: nucleus. The transcript has 8 exons.
GUCCUUCUACAAACCCCAAACUUUGCACCCAGGCAGCCACCCUGCCCUGUGAGAUCCCUGCUGGACCUCUCCAACCACUGCUGGACCCUUACCUGGUGCAGAGCUCCUGGUGGUGAAUGAUGGCUCUGAGCUCCAGGGCUCAUGCCUUCUCAGUGGAAUCAUUGGUGGGGAAUUCUCAGAAAAGAAAACUCCAGGACAGCAAAGAAGAGGAAGAUAAUAAGUCUGGAGACCCUAAAAAAAGAGUGAAGGAGCCCUUGGGGACCCCAAGGAAUGAUGAGACUGUGGUGAACAGACCCAGAUCGGUAGCAGAACCAGACAGGAUUUCCCCGGAUCCUAGCAGUGUCAGCCCGGACUGUGUGCAGCUCGAACUACAGGGAGCCGAACUCUGGAGGAGAUUCCACGAAAUCGGUACCGAAAUGAUCAUCACCAAGGCUGGGAGGAGAAUGUUCCCCUCUGUCCGAGUGAAAGUGAAAGGCCUGGAUUCCUCCAAACAAUAUUACAUUGCCAUGGAUAUCGUCCCAGUGGAUUCAAAAAGAUACAGGUAUGUCUAUCACAGCUCUCAGUGGAUGGUUGCUGGGAAUACGGACCAUUCCUGUAUCAGUCCAAGGCUUUACAUUCACCCAGACUCACCCUGUUCUGGAGAGACCUGGAUGAGACAAAUCAUCAGCUUCGACAGAGUUAAACUGACAAACAAUGAGAUGGACGACAAAGGACAUAUUAUCUUGCAGUCAAUGCACAAAUACAAGCCACGUGUUCACGUCAUUGUCCAGAAUUCCAGAUUCGAUUUGUCUCAGAUUCAGUCCCUGCCAGAAGAAGGUGUUAAAACAUUUUCAUUCAAAGAAACGGAAUUCACUACAGUGACAGCGUACCAGAACCAGCAAAUUACCAAACUCAAGAUUGACAGAAACCCUUUUGCAAAGGGAUUUCGGGAUCCUGGGAGAAACAGAGGUGUGCUGGAUGGCCUUCUGGAGACCUACCCGUGGAGACCAUCUCUUCCUCUAGAUUUUAAGACCUUUGGGGCAGAAACACAUGUAGGAAGCACGGGCUCUUCCCCUAUCACAUCCAGUGGUGGAACGCCAUCGCCUCUCCUAUCUCCAUCCUGCUCCCCUACUUCAUUUCACUUACCAUCCAGCAACCUCGGAAUACAAUGCCCCGAGAACUAUCUGCACAAUCUCAACAUGCCGCUCUGUUACAAAAUCUGCCCCACCAACAUUCUCAGACCAAGGUCCUUUCUGCUUUCAAACCAUGAAAAACCUGUUGGACCGGGCGGUCAUAUUCUUUCUCCUCUCAUGGUCGACGUUCCUCUGCUUUCUUCAUUUGGUAUCUCGAAGUCCAACAAACUGGAAACUUAUAAGGGUCAUUGCACGCAAUCCCCGUCGUCCUCCAAUCCAAUGUUAUUUGGAUUACCGUCGUCUGGAAACAUUUUCCCAUCAAAUGCUAUAUCUCGGGAAUCCCUGAACUGUGGUUUACAUCCUCCCUACGGCUUUUAUGGCUACAAUCUUUCGGUGCCAUCUCACUUCAUGACUGCAGCGAGCCAUUUAAAAAUGGCGGACAGUUUUCCAUGUUCUUUAAGGGACGUCAGAUGCAAUAAUCCACAUUGGCAAUCUACAGUAAAUCACUGCCUGUAAUGGAAGGUUAUUAUAGACUGUUAUAACAUGUAAACAAUUAUUUAAAAGUAAAAUUCCGACCAUUUGAGUUGACUAAUAUUGGGUUAAUAAAUCCUGUUGUAUGAAUUUACAAGAGAUGUAAAAAAAAAAAUGUUAAAAGUAUUUUUUUUUAUAUAUGACGGGUUACAGGGCAAGCAAUAAAUACUCAUUAAGGUUAAUCCUUGAUAUUAGUAAUUUUGCAUUAAAUAUUGUGCAUGAUUAUUAGUAAAAGCAAUGCUUUUAUAAAUGGCAUCAUUGAAUGAGUCGUUGUAAAGUUAUAAUUAUUUCUGUAUAUUUCCCCCCUCCCUACCUUGGAUCUAAUCAUAUGUAAUAAUAUUAAAUAAAAUAAGAGAUUAUAUACAUUA